Molecule: messenger RNA, 1541 nt
Organism: Salvia miltiorrhiza (redroot sage)
Lineage: Eukaryota; Viridiplantae; Streptophyta; Magnoliopsida; Lamiales; Lamiaceae
Product: probable arabinose 5-phosphate isomerase
Exons: 3
Coding region: 144-1175 (343 amino acids)
Biological process (GO): carbohydrate metabolic process; carbohydrate derivative metabolic process
Molecular function (GO): carbohydrate derivative binding; isomerase activity
Source: RefSeq, a predicted model, not a curated record
UAGCAAGAAUAUGACGAGACAAUCUUACUAUAAAUAGUACUUGCAUCCGCACUAAGUUCUAAUCAUCUAAAAAUAUUGAGCGCGUUUUUUUCUUCCUUGAAUCACAGAUUCAGCUGCUCAGUCGAGCAAGAAAUCCGGGAAAAAUGGGGUCUCUUUCUCUCUCAUUUACCGACCCACAAGAUCAAGAAAUGAACAUGUCGCAGAAAUUAGACAAAACCCAUCUGCUCAACCUCUUCAAAUGCCAGCAGAAUUACCUCAACCAUUUCUUCCAGAAUCUCGAUCUCUCGCAAACCCUAGCAUUCACGGAGACCCUCCUGAAGGCCGAGGGCACCAUUUUCUUCUCCGGAGUCGGGAAAUCGGGCUUCGUGGCGCAGAAGAUCUCGCAGACGCUGGUGUCGCUCGGCAUCAAAUCCGGGUUCCUGUCGCCGGUCGACGCGCUCCACGGCGACAUCGGCAUUCUGUCGACGACGGAUUUGCUGGUAAUGUUCAGCAAGAGCGGGAAUUCGGAGGAGUUGUUGAAGCUGGUGCCAUGCGCGAAGGCGAAGGGGGUUUAUUUGAUCUCGGUGACGUCGGUGACGCCGAAUGGGCUCACGCGGCUGUGCGAUUUGAACGUGCAUUUGCCGCUGGAGCGCGAAUUGUGCCCCUUCGAUCUGGCGCCGGUGACGUCGACGGCGAUCCAGAUGGUUUUUGGUGAUACGGUGGCCAUCGCGCUUAUGGGGGCGAGGAAUUUGAGCAAGGACGAGUACGCGUCCAACCAUCCUGCUGGGAGGAUUGGGAAGAGCUUGAUUUUUAAGGUGAAGGAUGUUAUGAAGAAGAAAGACGAGCUUCCAGUGUGCAGGGAGCAAGAUCUAAUCAUGGAUCUGCUGGUAGAGCUGACCAGUAAAGGUUGUGGAUGCCUUCUCGUUAUAAAUGAUGAUUAUCAUCUGUUAGGUACUUUUACUGAUGGUGACUUGCGGCGCACAUUGAAAGCCAGUGGUGAGGGAAUCUUCAAGCUCACUGUGGGAGAGAUGUGUAACAGGAACCCAAGGACCAUUGGCGCAGAAGCCAUGGCAGUGGAAGCAAUGCAGAAGAUGGAGUCUCCACCAUCACCGGUGCAGUUUUUGCCCGUCGUAAAUGACGAAAACAUUGUGAUUGGUAUCGUCACAUUGCACGGGUUGGUCUCUGCUGGCCUGUGAUUCUUGCAGUUUGGCAUCACAUUCCUCAACUCCACCAUUUAUUACUUGUUAUUACAUUUAUUAUUCUUUGUAUUCUUUCCUAAUCCUGUGAUCGAGUUCCAUGCCGUCUCUGCAAAAUCCAUUUCUUGAAUGCUGAAGAGGUUCUCUACCUACUCUCAUCGCUUGGCAACGGUGACUGUACCAGUUGAAGCCUUGAUGCUUUGGAAUAAAGAUGCUGUAAUGUUUAGAUAUUUGCUAGUGUUGUAAUGUAUGACAUUGUCUCUAGGUGUUAGUAAAGUAGCAAAAGGGGUUUGGAAAAUGUAGUUAAAUGAAUGCUUCUGUGCUAUCAUUGUCCUUUUUAUUUUAUUGAUGUUCGUAAUUCCUAAA